AUGUUCCCGGACGCGGCGGGGACGACUGCGGGCGAGCGCGCGCCGCCCUGCUUCUUCAAGAGCGCCAGCGGCGGGGCGCCCACCAAGCGCAUCGUCGUGCUGAAUACGUGCUCGGAGAAGAAGGCGGGCGGCGACUGGGAGGGCGGGUUCCUGGGGCUGGGCGCGGAGGAGUCGCUUGCCCGCCGUUCCAACCUCGUGCAGUGCCUCACCGCCACGGAUCCAAGGAAUCAGCAGCUCACGAGCUACUACCCGCUGCCGCAGACCGGCGGGAUUUACUCGCCCAGCACGGUCGUGCUGCGCGGCGGCCACGAGAAGGACUACGCGCUGUAUGACGAGCGGGACUGGACGGUGAUCAGCGUGAUAUCGGCCGCGGCGGUGCGCAGGCCAAAGGUGGACGAGACCGGCAUGCGCUAUAGCUUCGCCGAGGAGAAGGAGCUGCAGAAGGAGAAGAUGAAGACGGUGCUGCGCAUCGCGGCGCAGAACGGACAUAUCAACUUGGUGCUGGGCGGGUUCGGGUCGUGCGGGCCCGGCAUCGGAUCCUGCCGCAUCGGUAUCGGCGCUGAUGGUUACUUGACCGGCAACCACGGCUACGGCGCGGAUCACCACCACACGCCGCCAAGGAGUCAGGCGCUUUCGGCGACUACCAGCGCUUACAAGAACCCCCUGAAGGACGUCUGCAAGCUGUGGAAGGAACUGCUGUUCGAUGACCCGGAGUUCCGGGGCUACUUUGCCAACGCCGUGUUUGCCGUCAGUGGCGGUGAGGGCGGCGGCCAGAGAGAGUUCAGGAAAUACUUUGGGUAA
This is a messenger RNA of Tricharina praecox, 801 nucleotides long. RefSeq lists its product as uncharacterized. NCBI's taxonomy places the organism in Eukaryota, Fungi, Ascomycota, Pezizomycetes, Pezizales, Pyronemataceae. Bases 1 to 801 code for a protein of 266 amino acids. The record is from RefSeq and is a predicted model, not a curated record. The transcript has a single exon.